Molecule: messenger RNA, 3477 nt
Organism: Coffea arabica (coffee)
Lineage: Eukaryota; Viridiplantae; Streptophyta; Magnoliopsida; Gentianales; Rubiaceae
Molecular function (GO): nucleic acid binding; RNA-DNA hybrid ribonuclease activity
Source: RefSeq, a predicted model, not a curated record
AUGCUGGUGCUGUAUACUAUACCUGCUCAAAAGAAAAUGAAGAAAAGGUUUGUAUUCGACCAAGUCUGGGCGCAGAGCCAAGAAGCAGAAGGGGUAGUGAGGCAGGCCUGGGCAAGACCACAGGUGGGAUCAAAAAUGUUCAAGAUUACUAGGAAAAUUAGAGAGUGUCGGAUAGCUCUUCUAAGUUGGAAUAGACUGAAUAAAAAAAAUGCAGCUAUACAGAUUAAUGAGAUUAAAAGGAAGAUACAAGAGCUAAAAGAUUCUGCUGUUCAAGGGAAAAGUAGGAAAAUGGCUGAAUUGAAACUAAAGUUGAGUAGUGCCUAUAAAGCUGAGGAAAUUUUCUGGGCUCAAAAGGCAAGGAGCAAAUGGCUAAAGGAAGGGGACAAGAAUACAGCCUAUUUUCAUGCUUGUGUGAAGACAAGAAGGAAACGGAAUCAGAUAACAAGUUUGCAGAAAGGAAAUGGAGAAUGGUGUUCAGAUAAUCAACAAAUCAUCCAGGAGAUUUGCAGGUACUAUGAGGACCUAUACACCACAUCUCAGCCACGAGACAUGGAAGAAGUGUUGGAAGGGGUGCCUGUAUCAAUUACUAGCAGAUUAAAUCAGACUUUGAUACAACCUGUGGAGGAAGCUGAGGUGAGAGUAGCUGUGUUCUCCAUGCACCCAAAUAAAGCACCUGGACCUGAUGGUAUGACACCCUUAUUUUUUCAAAGAUACUGGAAUGAUAUUAAAACAGAUGUGGUGUCUGCUAUUCAAAGCUUUCUGAGCCAUGGCCACCUUUUAAAGAGUAUAAAUGAGACUAGCAUAACCCUCAUUCCAAAGGUUGAAAACCCUAUAGAUCUGGCAAACUAUAGGCCUAUCAGCCUCUGUAAUGUACUUUAUAGAAUCUUAGCAAAAAUUUUGGCCAACAGACUGAAAAAAGUUAUCGCUUUGUGCAUUAGCUCUUCUCAAUCUGCCUUCGUUCCUGGAAGACAGAUUGUUGACAACAUCAUUUUGGCCCAUGAAAUCAUGCAUUUUUUAAAAAGCAAAAGAAAGGGUAAUACUGCUUUUAUGACCUUAAAGCUUGACAUGGCAAAGGCUUAUGACCGGGUGGAAUGGAAAUUUGUGGGCAGAAUGAUGUUAAAAAUGGGGUUCUGUCCUAUUUUUGUAAGAUGGAUUAUGAGUUGUAUGUCCUCUGUGUCAUAUUCUUUCAACAUUAAUGGGGAAAGGGUGGGGUAUGUGAAACCUAGUAGGGGUAUUAGACAGGGGGAUCCCUUAUCCCCCUAUCUUUUCUUGUUUUGCUCGGAAGGGCUGUCUAAUCUCAUGGCAAGGGCUAUUGAAGAUAGGCAGAUUACAGGCCUCAAACUGAGUAGAAAUGGACCAGUGCUAUCUCACUUAUUCUUUGCUGAUGACUCUUUAUUUUGUUGUAAAGCGCACCCACAGGAAGCUAGAGCCAUGCAAAGGAUUCUUGCAAAAUAUGAAUUAGCCUCAGGACAGUGCAUAAACUAUGACAAAUCUGCUGCUUUCUUUAGCAGAAAUUGUAGCAGACAGCAUAGGAGACAGACAUGUGAAAAGAUGAACAACAUCAGGGAGGCAAACAAUGGCAAAUACUUGGGACUUCCCCUGGUGAUAACAGCAUCAAAAAAGCAAGUUUUCGCCUACAUUGUUGAUAAAGCAAAAUCCAGAAUGCAGGGAUGGAAGCACAACCUACUCAGCCAUGCAGGAAAGGAGGUACUACUUAAGUCAGUCGUAAUGGCUUUACCAAAUUACACAAUGUCAUGCUGUAGGUUGCCUAAAGGACUUUGUAAUGAAAUCUGUGGUCAAAUGGCAAAAUUUUGGAGAGGCCAAAAUGAAGGGGAUAGGAAGAUGCAGUGGGUAAGUUUGGAGAAAAUUACACAGGUGAAGGGAAAUGGGGGUCUGGGCUUUAGAGAUCUAGAACACUUUAAUAGUGCUUUGUUAGCAAAGCAACUCUGGAGGAUAUUGAUGCAACCAAACUUAUUAGUGAGCAGAGUGCUAGGAGCAAAGUAUAAAAUAGUGCAAACAGACUGGGAUGGAGCAGCUCCGAAGAAUGCAUCAUGGGUGUGGAAAAGUAUAUACAGCUCUGGACUGGUGCUACAAAAAGGAAUGUGGAAGAGAGUGGGAGAUGGGACUACUAUCAACAUAUGGAGGGAUAAGUGGAUCAUGGCAGCACCAAAUGGGAGAAUAGCAACCCAGAAACCUCCAGAUUGUAACUUGCAAACUGUGGCAGACUUGCUGAUAGAGAGGGAAUGGAAUAAGAAGCUGAUUGAGGAGACAUUCUCAGAGCAGGAAACCUCACAAAUAUUACAGGUGCCAUUAAGUUUGUUUCCUAGAAAGGAUGCGGUCUAUUGGAAAUACUCAAAAUCAGGAAAUUACACUGUGAAGUCGGGAUAUGCAGUAGAAAAGGAAGAGGUCAAUGAAAGAAACAAGGAAAUUCAUGGAGAGGAAGGAACCAGCUACGCACAGCAUAAAGGCAAAGUGUGGAAGAGCUUGUGGGGAUUAAAGAUGAAGCCAAAGAUAAAACAUUUCAUAUGGAGAUGCCUACACAACAGCAUUCCUGUAAACGUGUUGAUACACAAAAGAACAGGAAGAGGCUCGCCAUUAUGCAAAUGCUGUGGGGAAGGGGAAGAAACAGUGGAACACAUGAUUUUCUUUUGCAAUAAUGCUGAACCUAUAUGGAAGCUGGCCCCAAUACAAUGGGACGGAUUAUUGCAAUGGAGAUCAAAUUUCUGGAGAUGGUGGGAAGGUAUAUUAGAGGCAAGGAGCAGGCAAAGAGGUGAAGACCACAUCACCCUAACAGCAAACAUCAUCUGGCAAAUUUGGAAGGCAAGGAAUGCUCGACAGUUUGAAGGGAAACGUGGAGAGCACAUGACCUUACUAGAAACUGCAAGGAACGAAUGGCUGGAGUUUCAAGAGGAGCAGGUGGAAAAUGACAAAAAGCACAGGACAGGAACAAGUCACCAUAUGAAUAACCACCAAUGGAGACCACCAGACGCAGGGGUAAUGAAGAUAAACACUGAUGCUGCGAUUCCUACUAAUUCAGCAGGAGCUGGAUUAGGAAUGAUUGCGAGAGAUUGUGAGGGAAACAUUGUCCAAGCAAGAGGCAUCAGGAAGUAUAGCAGCGCAGGUGCGGAAAUGGAAGAGGCAGAUGCUCUUCGACAAGGCUUGCUAAUGGCUAGAGAAGCUGGCUGGCGAAGAAUUGAAAUGCAAACUGAUUGCAAAGCCGCCAUUGAGACAAUAUGCAAGACAGGCUUGGGUGAAACACCAAUUGGCACGAUCAUAGAAGAUAUUAGACAUCUGAGUGACCUGUUCCAGGACUGUACCUUUUCUUUUGUGUAUAGAGAUGGAAAUAGAAGUGCUCAUAAAAUGGCACAAUUUGCAACUAAACUUGUUUCCAAGGUAAUUUGGAAACAAAGUUUCCCCCUGUGGCUCAAAGAGAGUAUACAGGAGGAUAAUAGGACUAAUGUCCCUUUAUGUAACUAA